Tribolium madens (black flour beetle) is the source of this 821-nucleotide messenger RNA. RefSeq names its product methyltransferase-like protein 23. Gene Ontology annotation, cellular component: cytoplasm; nucleus. The transcript is spliced from 2 exons. NCBI's taxonomy places the organism in Eukaryota, Metazoa, Arthropoda, Insecta, Coleoptera, Tenebrionidae. The coding region runs from base 126 to 821 and encodes 231 amino acids. The record is from RefSeq and is a predicted model, not a curated record.
CUGUCAAAUCUUAGAAAAGAGUUGCAUGAGGUAAGGAGAAUUUGGGGUUGCGUGUUAAAACUCGUCCUAUAUUAACUUGUUGUGUGCUUAAAUAAUGCCUAAGCAGCUUUUUGUUAUUUUCCCAAAUGUCUGAUGGACCUCCUGAGACGUUAAAAAAAUUCGUGUUUUCGUCCAAACAUAACCUCAAAGGAGAGCCUCAGGAAGAACAACUCGAAGUAAUCAUUCCUGAGCUUCUUCAAGCCAGCUACUCAUUCUAUACUUGGCCUUCAGCACCCGUCCUCGCGUGGUUCUUGUGGGACAAUCGCCAAGAACUUGUCGGGAAGAAAAUCCUAGAAAUCGGUUCCGGGACCGCUUUGCCAGGGAUCGUAGCCGCAAAGUGUGGGGCGAAGGUAAUUCUUAGUGACUCUACCACUCUUCCUAAAUCUUUGAAUCACACAAAGAGAAGUUGUCAUUUGAAUAAUCUGGUUCUUAACGAGCAUAUUCACAUAAUCGGAUUGACUUGGGGGCUUUUUUUGGAUAAUUUGGACUUGAUUGGCAAACUUGAUUUGAUUUUGGGCUCAGAUUGUUUUUAUGAGCCUUCUGUUUUUGAGGACGUUUUGGUCUCAGUUUCUUAUCUGCUUGAUUUAAAUCAAGGGGCCAAGUUUUUGUGCACAUAUCAGGAGCGUAGUUCUGAUUGGUCUAUUGAGCAUCUACUCGCCAAGUGGAAUUUAAGUUGUCAAGUACAUAAUAUCAACAAUUUGGGGGUUAGUGCUGGAUUGGAUAUACAUAAGUUAGUUGGGGACCAUAGUAUACACUUGUUGGAAAUUUCUAGACAAAUUUGA